CCAAGAGGAGGCGCUGCCAAAGUCGUCCCCAGACUCAGCCUCCAGCGGCCGGGGACGCCGCCGAGGCGCAUCUCUCGCAGCCCGGUGCUGCCCCCGGCACGCCUGCGACGCGGGACACCCAUUAAGCCACAAAGAGAAGGAUGGGCGCCGGCGCCAGCGCCGACGGCGGCGAGCUCGAGCAGCUCGUGGCCUGCACGUAUUUACUAGGACAAGCCUUAUCGUCCAUGUCCUUCCCGGACAUGUACCGCAUCCAAGACUUCCACGCGGACGACGCGCCUAGGUUAAGGAGCGACCUCGGGUUGUUAGCAGACCGAGAAAAUGAGGAACGGGAGGAAGAACGGCCCUUCGACUACUCGGAGAGGUUCCACGUCACGGUGUCGGGAGAACGCAUUGUGGUGGAUGAUGUGGAGAGAGCCAACGAGGACGGCUGGACGCCGCUCCACGCGUGCUGCCACAACCACCAGACCAUGGGCGCGGCUCUCGAUAUUCUGAAGGAAUUAGUGAAGAGGAAAGCUUCCCUGGAGAGGAAGACGGUGAGAGGUCCCGGGGCGUACGCCUCGGGUUGGACCGUCUUACACAUGGCUGCCGCGUAUGGCGUCGAACCGUUGGUGGAGGCAUUGCUCGAAGCCGGUGCCGAUGUGAACACGAAAAAUGACCAGGGCUGGACUCCACUAUUAGAAGCCUGUCACAGGGGUUUCGACGGCAUUGUCCGGAAGCUGUUAACGGGAAACAAGACGCUGGACCACAUUCCGGACGUCGAGGCGUCGAAGGCCUUUCCCCUGGCGAAGCCGCCCCCCCAGUCGGCGCUAGGCGAGGCGUCACGGUGCGGGUUUGAGGACAUCGUAAAAGUGCUACUGGAGGCCGGUUCCGAUAAAGACCUCGUAAAUCACCUGGGCUGGACGCCUUUACAUGAAGCGGCGUUUUAUAAUCACGUUGAUGUCGCUAGGACAUUACUGGUGUACGGGGCCAACGCGACGAAGAAGGACGCGCGCGGCGCGGUGCCCUUCCACGUCGCGUCUCUGCCGUCCGUCAGAGAUGUGUUGAAGGAAUUAGGUGGGCCCGACGCGUGUCCGGAAAGGGACUGCCCUCCCGGUCUAGCCUUUCAGUUCGGGGCCUUGCUCGGGAAUGAUUUUUCAGAUGACGAGGUGCAGCCCUUGGUGGCCGAGUCCAAAGAUGAGGAUGAGGGUUUCCCGGUGGGCACGCCGGUGGAGUUAGUAGGUUUGAAGAAGGGCGAACUCAACGGGAGGCGAGGGAAGAUAAUAGAAACGCCAUCGAGCGUACCCGCAGGUAGGGUCGCCGUGUUGCUAGAUGGCAAGGGCAUCGCCGUCAAGCGCGAAAACUUGGUGGACGUCACGAAUAAACCGAUCAACCAAGUGGCACGAGCUGUUGAUUUGCCCGAAGAACCGCAGUUCCUCCACAAAGGCGCGAUGCUCGGCGAGCUGCCGUCCUUGACGCCGCAAAGGUCACACGACCGGGAGGAGCAUCGGCGAUUGUCGGAAGGCGCGUCGUCCGCCGAACGAAGGAGGAUAGCCCCGAAUUACGACGACGACGACGACGAGCCGGCGACGCCGCAGCAGCAGUGGGACGCAGACACACCAGCAGAGUUCGCUUGUGCCAUUUCAAAACGGAUGAUGAGGGAACCGAUGCGGAGCCCCUACGGCCACGUCGUCGAGGCCAAGGUCAUCCAGGCGUGGUUCGCGAAGAACGGAAGCGUCUGCCCCUUGACGGGCCAGCCCUUGUCGGCCGCCCAAUUGAAGCCCGACAAGGAAUUACGGCAAAAAAUCACGCAGUGGGAGGUCGCGCGCGCGAUAAAACGGAACUCGACGUCGCCCGGGGCUGCUGCUGCGGACGACGACGACGACGACAUCUACGACUUCUGACGGCCCCGCUCGUUUCGCGUUCGUUCGUCCUCCGGGCACCCUUAAGUCUGUUCUUGCCCACUG
Pelagomonas calceolata is the source of this 1943-nucleotide messenger RNA. The record is from the annotation of a GenBank genome assembly. Lineage: Eukaryota; Pelagophyceae; Pelagomonadales; Pelagomonadaceae.